AUGAACUUCGAGGUCUCCGACGACUUGAAGAACUAUCUCGCCCGACUGGACGACUUCAUUGAACGCGAGAUCAAACCACUACAGGCACAGGACGACAACGAACGCUUCUUCGACCACCGCCGCGAACAUGCCCGCACGAACUGGGACGCUGGCGGCUUGCCUCGAGAGGAGUGGGAAGAGCUGUUGAGAGAAGCGGCGAGGAGAGCGGACAAAGCUGGUUUCUUCCGAUUCAGCUUGCCGAAGGAGUUUGGUGGCCAGAAUACCGACUCUGGAAGAGGAAGUAAUCUGUGGAUGUCAGUGAUCCGAGAGCACCUAGCGUCGAAAGGCCUGGGCUUGUUCAACGAUCUGCAGAACGAGCACUCCAUUUGUGGCAACUUCUCAGAUGUGAUCAUGGUGCAGCACUUCGGCAGCGAAGAGCAGAAGAAGGAGCUCAUACACGGCAGACUUGCUGGCAAAGUCAGAAUCACAUUCGGUCUCACUGAGCCGGAUCAUGGCAGUGACGCUACCUUCAUGGCGACAAAGGGCGUGAAGCAGUCAGACGGCAGCUACAUUAUCAAUGGUGGGAAGAUGUGGCAGACGGGCAUACACAAGGCGACGAAUUGCUUCAUCUUUGCCCGAACAAGCGGCAAGGAUGGAGACGCCAAGGGCAUCACAUGCUUCAACGUGCCACGCCACACGCCCGGCCUGAAGGUGGAGUCAUACCAAUGGACGCUGAACAUGCCUACCGACCACGCCACGAUCUCCCUGACUGAUGUCCGUGUUCCGGCAUCCUCCAUCAUCGGACCAGCAGAAGAUGGUCUCCAAGUCGCGCAAGCCUUCGUCCACGAGAAUCGCAUCCGUCAAGCUGCAUCCUCUCUCGGCGCAGCCCAGUACUGCGUGAACCAAUCAGUAGAGUACGCCCGCAAGCGUCGACCCUUCGGCAAGCCUCUGGCCACGAACCAGGCGAUCCAAUUCCCGCUUGUAGAACUCCAGACCCAAUGCGAGAUGUUGAGGCUGCUGAUCCGCAAGACGGCCGUCGAUAUGGACACCAUGCCUCAUCGCGAGGUGGAGCAGAAAGUAAGCGACAAGGUCAGCAUGUGCAAUUACUGGGCGAACAGAUUGUGCACGCAAGCUGCCGAUCAGGCGAUCCAGACUCAUGGUGGUUGGGGUUAUAGCCGCCACUACCCAUUCGAACACAUCUGGAGACAUCAUCGAAGGUACAGAAUCACCGAGGGUAGUGAGGAGAUCCAGAUGCGCAAGAUCGCAGGGUUCAUGUUCGGAUUCAUGGGACCGAAAAAGGAGACGAAGCUGUGA
Molecule: messenger RNA, 1293 nt
Organism: Zymoseptoria tritici IPO323
Lineage: Eukaryota; Fungi; Ascomycota; Dothideomycetes; Mycosphaerellales; Mycosphaerellaceae
Exons: 2
Coding region: 1-1293 (430 amino acids)
Biological process (GO): butyrate catabolic process; fatty acid beta-oxidation using acyl-CoA dehydrogenase
Molecular function (GO): flavin adenine dinucleotide binding
Source: RefSeq, a predicted model, not a curated record